Molecule: messenger RNA, 1851 nt
Organism: Salvia miltiorrhiza (redroot sage)
Lineage: Eukaryota; Viridiplantae; Streptophyta; Magnoliopsida; Lamiales; Lamiaceae
Product: growth-regulating factor 3-like
Exons: 3
Coding region: 734-1681 (315 amino acids)
Biological process (GO): developmental process; DNA-templated transcription; regulation of DNA-templated transcription
Cellular component (GO): nucleus
Molecular function (GO): ATP binding
Source: RefSeq, a predicted model, not a curated record
CUACUAGCUGCUUUUUUUUUCUUUUCUUUUAAUUGUGUUCCCAAAGCUGCCCAGACAGACAACCUGCAGGCUUAGCUCUCAGUCGCAGUCUCUCUCUCUCUCUCUCUCUCCCCCACUCUUUUUUGGAUUUACUCUUUCUGAAUUUUCUAGGGUUCUUCUUUACUUUUUCCAUUUGCAAGUGUCUUGUCCCACAGUGCCCUGCUGCCCAAACAUGGAUUUGAUAUUUUGAUUCAUAUUCCAUGCUGAUGCAUAUAUUUUCCGUUGAAGAAUUUUAUCUUUUUAUAGGAAACAUUCAAAUUAGAAGAUAGGAGUAGUAGGGUAAAAAGUUAUUUGUAUUAGUUUUUUUAAUCUAUUUACUUAUGUGCCUUGAAAUGGGGAUAUGUCCGUGUUUGUCGUCUUUCCUUAGAUAUGUCAAUCAAGAAAAUAAUUAAUUAUAGGAAAUAUUGUUAAAAUUCAAAGAAUUUCCAAAGAGCAAUAAUAAUGUUGAAAAGCAGCAGAGCAUUAUUGAUAGAUAGAAAUAUAAUUAUAUAAACAUGGUACACAUCUUUUCAAGAAAUGUGUAGAGAUAUCUAUAUUUUCAUAACAACCACCAAUAUAUAAAUAGAUAGUCAGUUUAUGUCGACUGCGAAGUUGCUGUAAAAAAGCGGUUUUAACUUUCUCUGAACACCAAACUCAGUUUUACUACAAAGUCUCUUUCUCUCUCUCUCUCUCUGAAACAAACUGACUGACUUCCAUGGAUUUCAAUCUGAAGCAAUGGAGAGAUGAGUCAGAACAUGAAACAUCAGCAAAGCUACCAAAACUGAACUCAUCAUCAUCUCCACUCCCCUUGUUUGUUCCUCUCUCCUCAACCGCCACCAAACUCCCCACUCCCGCAGGAAUGGGGGGUGGGACCUACUUCAGCUCCGCCCAGUGGCAGGAGCUUGAGCUUCAAGCUCUCAUAUUCAGACACAUCAUGGGUGGCGCCGCCGUUCCGCCGGAGCUCCUCCAUCUUGUCAAGAAGAGCCUCGUCGGCUCUCCUGCCUAUUACUUGUGCAACCCUCUCCAUUACUACCACCCUUCUUCUUUGGGGUAUUGGGGGAAAGCAGCAAUGGAUCCUGAGCCGGGGAGGUGCCGGCGGACCGACGGCAAGAAGUGGCGCUGCUCCAGGGAUGUGGUGGCGGCGCAGAAGUACUGCGAGCGCCACAUGCACCGCGGCAAGAACCGUUCAAGAAAGCCUGUGGAAAUUCCCACAGCCACCGCCCCUCGUUUUAGCCUUUCGGGGCCUUUAACCUAUGUGGACCUUCACCACCAUAAUCACAACCCAAGGCCUAUGGAGUCCAUACCCGAGACUAAGUGCCCAUCUCAACCUCAAAACGACGCCGGAGAUCCCACGCUUCGACAUUUCUUCCACGAUUGGCCUAGAUCACUUGAUCAGGCGGCGGACGAUGCCGCUACUAACUUGUCCAUCUCGACGUCGGACUUCUCCUUGAAGCUUGGCAGUGGCAGUGGUGAUGGCGGUGAAGGUUCAAGGUCUCAAAUGAAUUGGGGCAUGGCGUGGGAGGCGGCUCACCGGUCCGCCCCGAUGGGUGGACCGCUGGCGGAGGCGCUGAGGUCGUCGCUCUCCACAUCGUCGUCGCCCACGAGCGUGCUGCAUCGCUUGCAGAGGACCUCUGCCUCCCACACUAGUUUUGUUACCUCCUAGAUUUCCAACAACUCUACUAACAUGAUGUUUUCCAAUGUUUCCCUACUAAUGGUUUUGGUGUGUUUGCCUUCUUGUGUAAUGCACAAAGAGGUGUUGGUUUUAUCUACAUUACAUGCUACUACCUAACUGUACAUUGGAUCAAUCCAUAUUAUUCAAAUUUGUGUUAAAAA